UUCCAUGUGCCUUCCUUGCUGGGGGGCGAGUUUGCGCCCCGCUAGAGGAGAGCGCAGCUAUUUUGAAAGUGACCCCUCAUUCAGGCAGCGACUCUGCAGCUGUCAGGAACCAUGACUGAAGAUGACGGAUUCUGUUGUCGUGGAGGGAUACGCCAGACUCAGAGACGGGAAAAAGUGGAAAACUAGGUGGCUCGUGCUCCGCAAACCGUCGCCUGUAGCAGACUGCCUCGUGUUGCUGGUUUUUAAAGACAAAUCAGAGAAGGUUCUCGGCAACAAGGAGAAGGCGAGCAUCACCUUGGAGGAGAUCUGCGGCUUGGAAGCUGGACAGUGGUAUGAGGGUGUGGCUUUUACUCUGACCAUCCUCUGCCUGAAUCAGGCUGUUUUGCUGGGCUUUGACAGCAGGGAGGCCCUGCAGGCAUGGGACGCCCGCCUGCGAUAUAGCCUAGGAGAAGUUCACAGAUUCAGUGUUGGAGUCUUACCAGGGACCAAGUUGGAGAGCGGGCCUGCAACUCUCCAUUUGUGCAACAAUUUGUUGGCUCUUGCUCGGGAUGUCCCUCCUGUUAUUAUUGGCCACUGGAACCUUCCAGACCUGCGUAGAUAUGGACCUGUACCAAAUGGAUUUGUGUUUGAAGGAGGAACAAGAUGUGGCUAUUGGGCUGGUGUUUUUCUGCUCGCAUCUGCUGAGAGCGAGCAGAUCAGCUUUCUAUUCGACUGCAUCGUCAGAGGCAUCUCCCCCACUCGAGGCCCUUUUGGACUGCGGCCCAUUUUGCCAGAUCCCAGUGGCAGCCAGACCACUUCAGAGGAAAAGCUGAACCUCGAGGCCCAGGAGCUAGAGAAACGACUGAGCAUGCUCUCUCAUGGGAGUGGCACAGUCUCUUUGGCUUACUGCCCGUCUGCUGGGGGCGACGACCGCAGCAUUUCUGGUUCUUCUGACACUUCAGACACCAGCCACUCAGACUGCAGCAUUGGCAGCCGGCUGGGAAUUUGGACUGAACCGGCUUCCAACCCACCUGAAAACGUCAGCCACACGGGCGCUAAAGUGCCACUGCAGAUCAGCGAGAAGCUUUCCGCCAACCAGGGAGGUGGACACCGGCCUGCGGCUAAGCCGCCCCGGCAACUUCAGGAAAUCGGUCGUCAGAGCUCAUCAGACAGUGGCAUCGCCACUGGCAGCCAUUCCUCGUACACUGGCAGUUUCUCCUCCUACACAGGCAGUCUGGAUAUGACCCCCGGAGAGGACUUUGGUUCUUUUUUAAGCUUGCCUCCACAUUUGGCUCAAGAUCUCAGCCCUUGCACUUGCCCUGCUGUUCCUGGACAUGACUACCAGGUGCCAACUUCACUUAGGUAUGUCUAUGACACUCCCAGGAGUGUUUUACAGGAAGCAGGUGGAGGUGCCAAAGACAAUGAAGCCUCCGCCGCAACUAAAGACCCUGCAGCCCUUUUAGGGUUCACGGCAGAGGCAGCAAAGCAGGACAAGAGCAGUGCCACAACCCCUGAGGCUCACUCAGAAGCUACUGAAAGUCAGUCAGUCAGUGAACUCUUGCAGGGCCUUUCAGUGACGAAUAAGAAAACCAAGGUGGCACCCUCUAGUGACUCUUGUAAUACCUGCACCUCCCUCACUUCUGUCUCCAAAACCAUCGUGACCAUCUGCUCUGUAUGCGGUGGAGUUAAGGGGAGUCCAUACAGCCCUUGUAGUUCUUCAGUGAUACCUGCCACACCAGAACAUCAUAUUUUCAAUCCAGCAGAUCAAAGUGGUGACAAAUCACCAUGCAGACCCAGUACCAGUGAACACGCUGUUGCGGAGAUGAAAAUUCAGGAGACCUCUCCUGGCUCUGAAAUUGUCCACAGUGCGGAGAUGCCAACUGUGAAGAUGAGUGAGGAGUCACGGCUGCCAAAAAAAGGAAGAGAGAAAUUAGCCUGUCUUUUAGCUGAUCUGCUCGGCUUUCCAGGCACAGAUAGCCAGCCAGAGGCAAAGACACACAGAUUGAACCUGUAUGAGUCAAUGAGCCCUGCUUUUGGUAAUGAGCUUAAUUUGGCAUCAGCAGUACCAUUGCAAGACAAAAGAGCUGUCAUUUAUGAAAACUGUUUGAAGUGUCAAGGAGAGCACUGCCAGCCUCCACCACGGGCGGUGCCCGCUCAAAAGUGGCGCAACAGGAACAUUUCCCCUUUAAAAAGCUUUCCGACUUGGCUGCACCUGAAGAAAAGCCAAGAACAUCCAGCUAAUGAGGAGUUACUGUACCAAGCCCUAAACGAUUCAUCACUGAGCACGGAUGGGCAGUGUUGGUAUGAAGAGAUAAAUGGAUCGACGGUGACCAGUGAAGACAAAAGGCUUAGUAGUAAAGAGGAAAGACGCAGAGCCGAUCCUGCUUAUGAGAUCAUGGAGAGUCGGAUGCUGGAGAGGAACCCAGAGGCACAGGAAAAACACAAGUAUGAACUAAUGGGCAGCUACGGCCAGCAGAGGUUCCUUCAAGAGACUGAAGGGGCUGUGUUUGUGUUCCCCCCAGAGGCUCCGCUUGCUGAAAGACCUCGCGGUGAAGGUGUGACGUAUGUGAAUAUUCCUGUUAGCCCCACGUCCAAGAAGCAGCUCAACUACAUGGAGCUGGAGCUGCAGGAUCCUGUGCACGGCACUAAAGCGGCUGCCGCACAUCUGCCAGCUCAGAGAAAGAGCUCCACCAAGUACGCCCAGAUUGACAUCACUGCCACAGAGAUGGCCCACAAAGUCGGCACGCUGCACGCUCUGGGUCGGCAGGAGGGCCUGCACACUCUGGAGCUGAGAAGAAAGGGGACGCCACAUUGAAUUUUCCUUCACUCAAACGUUGAUCUCAGCAGGAUUUUCUUUCACAACAGCAGAACUACAACAUCAGACUAUAACGUUAGCAAGAAACGUGGCUCUGAAGGCCUUACUGUGGGAUUCCUUCUCUAUUCUGUUCCAUCUUUUGAAUACAGAUAUCUUUGAAAGCAACCUCAGUUUACAGAACCCAGAAUCCCAGAAAAAUGUAUUCCGUCCAAUGUCUACUUUCUUAGAUCGAGACUGUAGUCACAAAGGAGCUGGAAUAUGGAGCUGGCUUUAGAAAGGUUUGGCUCUUAGUCAUGAGAUUUCACAACAUUUUUUUGUGAACUCCAACAUCUCGUUAAAUGGCAUUACGCUGCUCCUCGAGCUCCAGGCUCUCUAGAAGUUGGAUGAGCAAACCCUGGGCUGAGUCAGGGGCCUCACUAAUACCCCAGAGCAAAGGCACUUCACAGCUCACUCAAGCCAUCACUAAUUGUGUGCUGUUUUUGUCCUUGUGUGGGUAAAAAAAGAAAGGUAGGGUGUUGGCAGGAAAGAAAGUGGAAACAGUGUUUGUUCUCACAAGGAGUUCACACACAUUUAUUCCUCAGUAAUCUGUAAUUCCAUAUGUAGUUGCACAUAACUCUUUCUGUGUUUCAAAUUUAGGAAAGCUUACCAGCCGGUCUUACUCAGAGCGAUGCAAAAUUCAGAGUAGCUUGAUGCGUAAAAAAAAAAGAGAGUUUUUGUGUAAAAGUAGCACAAGUACUGUAUUUUCUGGACUAUAGAGUGCACCUGUAUAUAAGCCGCAGAUAUCUUUGUUGAAAAAUUAGAUAUUUACUGCAUUUACAGAACGAUUUUGUACUGUAAAUGUACAUGUAUGUACCUGAACAGAUUCUUUCAGUGCCUUUUAACAGCAGCAACUUAGCUGAUUAAAACGAAACAGAAACAAAAGAAAAUAACAGGUAUUUAUUUACCUUCAUUUCUCCUGUGUUUGAAACCACAAGUCACUUUAAUCAUCUUCGCUAAAACCCAUGAAGUCGUCUUCUUCAGUGUCGGAGUUGAACAGCCUCAGAAGCGCUUCGUCACAUCUGUCUCCAUCAGUCUCCAUCAGUCUCGCUCUUUGUGUCACUGUCAUCCUCCGAUGAAGUUGGCUCUGAAGGUGCGCCGCUCUCUUCGCGUAGCAGUCCAGCCUUUUGGAACCCGUUGGUGAUGGUGGAUUCUUUCACAGCACUCCACGCUGUUAGGAUCCACUGACAGACAUCAGAAAAGGAUGCUUUUCGCAUGUGGCCAGUUUUUUUUUGAAUGACUUCUCACCACUUGUCAUCCAAGUCUCCCACUCAACCCGGAGUGCAGCUUUAAAUGCCCGAUUCACACUGAUGUCAAGUGGCUGCAAAUACUUUGUUGUAGGUUUAGGUCCAGGUUUAGGGCCUGGAUGGCUUGGGGAUAGAAGCUCCUCUUGAGUCUCUCUGUCCUUGCCCAGAUGAUGCGGGACCUUCUACCGGAUUGCAGAAGUUGGAACAGUUUGUUGCCAGGAUGGGACGGGUCCUUCAGUAUCUGCGCUGCUCUAGUCCGGCAUCUCCUGGUGUAGGUGUCCUGAAGUGGGGUGAGAGCAAUCCUGCAGCAGCGUUCUGCUGUAUGGAUCACUCUCUGAAGAGCUUUUUGGUCCUUAACACAGCUGUUCCCAAACCGGGAUGUGAUGUUCUGUGUGAGGAUGCUCUCCACAGCGCCUGUAUAGAAAAUCCAGAGGAUCUCUGAAGAGACCCUGAACUUCCUCAGUUGUCGUAGGUGAUACAGGCGCUGCCUAGCCUUUUUGGUCUGGACCUGAAUGUGGGCAGACCAUGUCAGGUCUGAGGAGAUGUGGACACCGAGAUACUUGAAGGACUGCACCCUUUCCACUGGAGCUCCAUUGAUGAUAAUGGGCUUGUAGUCUCUGUGCUGACUCCUUCUGAAGUCCACCACCAGCUCCUUGGUCUUGCCGACGUUCAGCUGGAGAUGGUUAUCCUGGCACCAUGAUGCCAGAUGGACAGGUUUUUACGUCUCAUAAAUCUGAAACACCACGACGGCCCAGCUUUGAAAUCUUCAAUAUUAAUUUCGCAGAUGAUUGUUUUGGCUUUCAGUCGGAUCUGUACAGUGAGAACACCUCGGCCACCUGCUCUCUGUGUAUUCACCCAGUCCUCCAGGACAUUUUCAAGUUCAGGCCACCUGCUUUUAUAUCCUCUGAAAGCUUUUCUCGACUUUUGGCAUUGCAUGAGCUCUUCCCGCUGCCGCCUCCAACGUCUCACCAUAGAUUCAUUGACGCUAAGCUUGCGUGCAGCAGCGUGGUUUCCUUCCUGGAUAGCAAGAUUGAUGGCCUUCAACUUAAAACUCAUACAAACUUCUUUGUGUGGUUUCCACGAUAAAGGGGCGAGGAUUUGAAAAUAAUUACCAGUUGGUAAUUUGUUGUGCGUGUUCUGUCUGCUAAAGAAGAAGUAGUAUAUUCUUCUUUGCAUUGAUUUUUCGUCUAUCUUGUUUUUGAUUCCAAUUCCGGUGAGAGCGCCCCUAGCAGUGGAAGAAAAAUCCACAGAAUAGCCGCGCCUUUGUAUAAGCCUCAUGGUUCAAAACCUAGGAAAAAAGUAGCGGCUUAUAGUCCAGAAAAUACGGUAAUGGUUCUGCAUAACACUUCCACUCUAUGCGUGGUGACUCUUGUUAGCCUGGCUCUAACCAAUGGGAAAAAGAUCAGUUGCUGCCAUACAUUUUCCCUCCUGCUUCCGAGUUCAUAUACAAUUGGGUUUAAUUUGGGAAAGUCUUCAUAAAUAAUGCAAAGCUAAGAAGAAUUGUUUUUGUUUUUUUGUUUUUUUUUUAAAUCAGUGGCUGUUUUUGUCAAAAUUAUAUUAUAAAAUGUUUUUUUUCUAAUCACCUCCCUGAAGCUAUUAGCAUUUUUGUUAUUCCAUACUGUGUGUCUGUGUGUGGAUAUUGGCAUUUUACUGCAGUAUUGAAAAUAGCUUGUAUUUGUAGCGCUACUCAUCUUGAUAAAGCCAGUAUUGCUUUUUUUUCAUGUUCUAUUCACAUACCACUGUUUUGAUUAGCUGUAAAUAUAUUUUCUUUCUAUUUGGGUGGACUGUCAUAAAAUGUGAAGGUGUUUCUGUACAGUAAGCAUGUAUGGAAAGGGUUCGAGGAUGGCAUCUGCUUCCUAAGGAUCUACUUUUUUUCAUGUGAUACUAUUUCUCUUGUAAAUUAUUUAUGUUAACACUGCUUUGAUGUGUUCUUUCUUUUUCUUUUUCUAGAACAACAGUAGAUCUCAUAUGGCUCUCCCUCCAUGUACAGCUGUAAACCUGUUGGGUACCAUAUUAUAUAAAUCAGCCUUACCAUUGAUGUGUUUGCUUCAUUCAACUGUAACACCACUGGUUUAUAAUGCAGAUAGCACAAAUAAUAUUAAUAC
This is a messenger RNA of Neolamprologus brichardi, 6182 nucleotides long. RefSeq names its product protein Dok-7-like. NCBI's taxonomy places the organism in Eukaryota, Metazoa, Chordata, Actinopteri, Cichliformes, Cichlidae. Gene Ontology annotation, biological process: neuromuscular junction development; positive regulation of protein tyrosine kinase activity. Gene Ontology annotation, molecular function: protein kinase binding. The record is from RefSeq and is a predicted model, not a curated record.